CUCCAGCGCUGCCCCGCAGCACCCCCGGCCGGGCUCAGCGCGGGAUCCCCGCCCCCCCCGCCGGGCGGGAUUCCCGGCCCCGCCGCUCUCGGGAUGAGUCGCGGCUGCCCCGGGCCGGGGGGAGGGAGGAGCGCAGGGGGAACUCCCGCUCCGGAGCCCCUAUAAGAGCCGGGCCCGGCCCGCUCCGACAGCAGCGGGAUGGAGCGGAGCGGCAGCACCGAGAGCGGCUCCGGCAUCACCGGGAUCACCGGGAUCAUCGGGAUCACCGGGAAUACCGGGAGCGGGCGGGCAGCGCCGCCUGGCGGCCCGCGGGGGGCACUGCUGCCCGCGCUCUGCCUGCUCCUGGCGCUGCUCCCGCUGCCCCCGGCCCGGGCACUGCCCACCCCAUCCCGGGCACUGCCCACCCCCGCGGCGCUGAACCGCUCCAGGGAGCUGCUGGAGGCCGCCGACACCUCCCUCCAAAGGCUGAAGGAACUCAACACCCUGGGAUUUGAAUGUACCCUUGAAGAGGUUGAUCCUGAAGAUAUCACUAAGAACCAAACAAACACAAUAAAAGCUUGCACAUCUGAAGGUCUAGAGACUGGGAACUGUCCAGCACUGGAAGGAUCAACUUUUGAUAAGAGGAAAUGCCUGCAGGGCAUCUAUGAGGAUCUGAGUGCCUACAGGGCAGAGCUCAACAACUUCCACGAUCACAAGGUGCUGGCAAGUCUCGAUGAGAUGAUGAAAGUGAGUAUUUUCUGCCUCCUCCCUCUCCUCAGAGACCUCAAAAAUCGAUGCCAGGCCCUGAACAGCAGCCGGAAGGUUCCGGAGCCGCCGGCGGGAGCAGGCCCGGAGUCAUUCCCGGAGAGGCUGCGGCUGUGCCGGGUGCUCCAGGCCCUCCGGAUCCGCUCCCUCACCAUCUCCAGGAUGAUGAACUUCCUGAGCUCCCCGGAGAGCUCCCUGUGAGCGCCCCCAACCUGAGGAUUCCUUGGAGAGAAAAAAAAACCAGCGGGAUCGACCCCCUGCCACGUGCUCGGGAGGGGGGUUA
This is a messenger RNA of Pseudopipra pipra, 1027 nucleotides long. It is a transcript of the gene IL12A, whose product is annotated as interleukin 12A. Gene Ontology annotation, biological process: immune response. Gene Ontology annotation, cellular component: extracellular region. The record is from RefSeq and is a predicted model, not a curated record. The coding region runs from base 199 to 945 and encodes 248 amino acids. NCBI's taxonomy places the organism in Eukaryota, Metazoa, Chordata, Aves, Passeriformes, Pipridae. Gene Ontology annotation, molecular function: interleukin-12 receptor binding; growth factor activity. The transcript is spliced from 5 exons.